Messenger RNA from Cordyceps fumosorosea ARSEF 2679, 1920 nucleotides. RefSeq names its product Heterokaryon incompatibility. The transcript has a single exon. Bases 1 to 1920 code for a protein of 639 amino acids. The record is from RefSeq and is a predicted model, not a curated record. NCBI's taxonomy places the organism in Eukaryota, Fungi, Ascomycota, Sordariomycetes, Hypocreales, Cordycipitaceae.
AUGCCAGGCGCCUUUGCUGAUGACAUCCACGUCGAGCUGGAGCCCGUUUCCAUUCCCAGCGAUGGGUCCAACCUGCCUAGAUACGAGGCGCUCUCGUAUGUCUGGGGGACGGUGCUGCCGGAAGAGCCAAAGAUUCUUGUCAAGGACAGGGACGAGCCCGCGGACGCGCAGCCUCGAUACCUGACAGUCCGCGAGAAUCUGCGAUGCGCGCUGCAGCACCUGCGGAGCGAGUCGGCGGUUCGGACUUUAUGGAUUGAUGCGAUAUGCAUCAAUCAAGACGAUGAGGUGGAAAAGAGCACGCAGGUGGCGCACAUGGGCUCCAUCUAUGAGCUCGCCGAGCGGGUGGUCAUCUGGUUCGGGCCGGCGGUGGACGGUAGCGCUGAGGUCGUCGCCCUCCUAAGCAAGCUCGCACUGCUCGCCAGGUACGACUUUCGCAAGGACCUUUUAUCCUGGACGACUGGAGACGCGCCGCCCGAGGAUUUAAUGUUUGCAGGAAAGGACCUCGAGAGCCUCAUCCUCGGCGUGUCCAACACCUGGUUCGACCGCGUGUGGACACUCCAGGAACUCGGUGUCACUGACCCCGACAUGGCCAUCAUCCAAUGGGGACCGCAAACUGUGCCGUUUGUGCACCUGCAGACGGCCAUCAUCGUCUACCAGAGCUUCUACGUCGACCGCGACCAGGACCGCGACGGCUCGACCGCCGCCCUCCGUCGGCGCUGGUCCGCCCGUCGUGGCAACGUCCUCAUCUUCCUGAUGGCCCGGUUCUUCCUUGGCUUCGACUUUGACUCGGCCAUGGAGACUGUCCGGUAUCGUGACUGCUAUGACCCGCGCGACCGCAUCUACGCGGUGCUCCGGCUCUGCAGGCCGCGCCUCGACGUGGUCCCGGACUACGGGCCGGCGUGCACCGCGGCAGCGCUGUUCGAGCGCGUGUGCCUCCGGCAGCUGCAAGACGGCGUGGACCUGCUGGGGUCAUGCGAGUGGCCAAACGGCAUGGCCGGCCUACCGUCGUGGGUACCCAACUGGCAUGCCAAGAGAGCCGUGCAUGCCUACUUUGUGGGCCACAGUCUAGGUCUGCUGCGGAACCAGUACCGGCAAGAAACUCCCGGUGAGCUCAUCUGCUGGGGCAACAAGUUCGCGGACAUUACUGACGUGCUGGACCUGCGCCUGUCCCCGGCAUCGAGCAACGCAGAUGUCUGCGCUGCAGUUGAAAAAGUGCUCACGUGGGUGACCAAAGAUGUUGCCAUUGACUUGAACGUCUUGACGCAUGUUGCAUUUGCGCUCUUUCCGGAGGGAAUCCUGGAAUUCACCUUCCCGAUGGAUGUAGAUCCCGCAAAUGGUCUUGUGCCAAUGAGAGAGGCCUUCAACUUCCUGCGCAGCUUCCUACCUGGUGAUCAGCAGAACACAGGGGAGGAAGAUGCAAAAAAGACUGGCCCACAUCAAGUAAGCCCGCUAAUUGCCCGGUGCAUACGUGAGAGAUUCACCGGCCGGUGCUUGGUCAAGACAUCUUCAGGCAGUUUCGGCUCGGUGCUCAACUCGGCGACCGUAGGCGACCAAAUAUUUGCGCUGCCCGGCUGUCGCCACUCCAUCGUGCUUCGACACGUGAAGGAGAAGAGAUUCCGCGUCGUGGGCUCCGGGUUCGUCACGUCCAACAUGGCGGGCGAGGGACUCCUCGGUCCGCUCCUGGGCAUGGGCAUGAGAGAGGUGCGCCUCACGCUGGAGGGCGGGUUCGGAUACGUCGGCUUCUUCGGCGGGAGGCCCUUUAGAACCGACGCGCGCAUCGAGAUGCUGUACUCGAAGACUGAGGCCGGAGCUGGUGUGCGUCCGGGAGACCAGGUGUUGAUUGCGGACAUGUACAAAGCCGUCACUGUUGAUGUGCUGCGGAAGAAUGGUGUAGAACUUGAAGAAAUUACGCUAUUUUAA